Messenger RNA from Symbiodinium sp. CCMP2456, 2118 nucleotides. The record is from the annotation of a GenBank genome assembly. Lineage: Eukaryota; Dinophyceae; Suessiales; Symbiodiniaceae.
AUGAAACGUGCGCUACCACUACCACGACGGGUGCGAAAGCGGCUGUUCUCAUCCAACUCCUGGAUUGUGGCCUUCACUAGGGACAAGAGUCGCAAGGACCCGAUCAUGAGCAGCAGCUACGGCGACGCCACGGUGCUUCGGGUGGACUAUGAGAUGGAGCAGAACGUGGAGGUCCUGAAGCUCCUCACCUGGGCGGUGGCAGCUGGGCGAGUGGUGUCUGUAGUGGGCACGGAUGAGCCUGUUCAACCUCGGUCCCUGGCUUUCCAGACCUGGAUCUAUGUCAUGGCAAAGACGUUUGGGUGUGGUGUUCUCCGAGGAGGAUUUCUCACGACCACUGCCACUGACGAGGACCUUGCCCUCAACCUCACGACGAGCCUUCAAGUGGUUAUGGGAAUGUAUGAAGUUCCGCUGGGGGCUACAAGUGAUGGCAAGGAGUGGAUUGGCUUCACCGACAUGAACGAAAUGAGGACUCUCCGGGGAAUGGCGGUUUCCGGAGAGGCCCAUCAACCUCUACCUCCUGAGCUACAUCAACUACGCCUCCGUCACGCUCUUGCAGGGGUGCUGGAGUCCCGACUACUUUGGCCAAAGGCGGCGAAGCUCACGGCAGCGGAUCGACUGAUGUGGGCCAACCACUUGAAGAACGGGCAUAUCCCGUACCGGCGCGACUGCGCCACCUGCCUGCAAGCUGCGGGCACGGGCCGGGCGCAUCGACGAGUGGAUCGCCCACAGCCCUUCACGUUGGCGUUGGAUGUCGCUGGACCACUCAAGAGCAAAGGACGGUCAAUGGGAUUGGUUGACGAGAACAAGUUGAAGUACAUGCUUGUGGGAGCCUAUCGGAUUCCUAAGUCCUUGUUGACUGAAGGAGAACUUCCCCGAGAAGAGGGUGGAAUGGACAAACUUGAAAAAGAUGACCCCCUGGAAGCUGAGGAGGAUGAUCUUGCGGACUACGUCCCCUCUGAGCCCGAGGACAUGUUCAUCCCCGAGGAGGAGUUUGAACCUGAUCUACCUCUUCCACUACCGAUUGCGGAAGGCGAAGUCAAGGACCCGGAGGACCCCAUCGACAAGCGCAUCGAGGAGCUCACUACCAAGGUGGAGUUGGCCACAAUUUACCUGAUGGUGCCUAUGCGAAGCCGCCACACACACGACGUGCUGGAAGCGGCGCAGGCCAUGUACAACAAGCUUCGGAAGGCGCAUUUGCCGAUUAUGCAGAUACACUCUGACAGAGCACGCGAGUUUAGAGCAAGAUCGUUCAGAAGGUGGACCAUAGACAAGGGAGUGUUCCACUCCCGUACCAGUGGAUCGGAACCAGCGGCCAAUGGAACGGCCGAAUGUGCCGUGAAGUUCUUCAAACGGAGAGCCAGACAGCUACUGAUCACUUCUGGUGCGGAAGCAAGAGAUUGGCCUCUCGCAGCUCAACAUGCUGCGGAGCUUCAUUGGAGGGGCAUGAUGCUCGAUACCGAGGAGUGGCACCAGAUGUACAAGGAGGCCAUGUACUUUGUCGAGAAGAUGGUGGAUUGGUUGAGGACAAAGUCAAAGGGCGUGGAAGAGAUCACCGACAAGGACCUCGAAGACCUUUUUGACAUUGACAAGAGGGAAGUGAUUGAGGCCCCCCCAGUGAUGUCGAGAAUGGUUACCGAACCGGAAAAACUACAUCCUGCCGAGGCCUACGCUCUGAAGAUCCUCACCAAUAUUUCCACGGAAGCAGUGCAGCCCAACCAGAUUCACCACCUCUUCAACCUUUUGCCGGAUGAACGUUUUCCCCGAGGUGAAGUACCACCGGGUGAAGUAAAUGAGAACAACUCCAGAUCACGGGCGAAAGAAAAGAAGGCCUGGUCAACAGGCGCCUUCAUCCAUGGAGGAGUGGCGGGCCUAAGGCGUUCUACGAGGUCGUUCCCAACAACCACGAAAGUGAUCAAUGCUUACAUCAAGCAGGUGGACCCGAACCACCAAUGGACCUCAGUGGCCAUCCUCAAGAACCACCAGACCGCGAUGCACAAGGAUCCCCACAACAGCCUCUACCACCAAACGCUUUUGGCUCCUUUGACGAAGUUCCGGCGUGGUGGACUGUGGGGCGGAAAGUGGAUGGACAUGUGCUACAAGUAUCUCGAGGUCCAAUAA